This is a messenger RNA of Corythoichthys intestinalis (scribbled pipefish), 2862 nucleotides long. RefSeq names its product polymerase (RNA) III (DNA directed) polypeptide E (gene polr3e). The record is from RefSeq and is a predicted model, not a curated record. Lineage: Eukaryota; Metazoa; Chordata; Actinopteri; Syngnathiformes; Syngnathidae. Gene Ontology annotation, cellular component: nucleus; RNA polymerase III complex. Gene Ontology annotation, biological process: tRNA transcription by RNA polymerase III. The transcript has 21 exons. The coding region runs from base 222 to 2288 and encodes 688 amino acids.
UCGCUUUGCAUUGUGGGCUUGGCCUUCCUUUGCACGUGUCUGAUGUGAAUCCCAGUCAACAUGGUGUUCACUUCAUGUGCGUUCAUGCUGCCUCCACUGCGCCGUUCACUUUGCCCAACUGAUGUCACGCCGAUGAGAUAGCUGACACACACGGCUACUUGCGCAGGUUGGAUUCACUCUUCCUUCACGUCCUUUCCUCUCUCUGCGCCGCUUGCUAAAAUAUGGCCAGCGGGGAUGACGACGACCCUAUUAUAGAGGAGAUUGACGUCUAUCUCGCCAAAAGCCUUGCAGAGAAGCUUUAUCUACUUCAGUACCCCGUGCGACCAUCCAAGAUGACAUAUGAUGACGUCAACCUUUUGGCGGCUAAGAUCAAACCCAAACAGCAGCGGGUGGAACUUAAGAUGGCCAUGGAUACCAAUAGCCCCAACUACUGUCGCAGCAAGGGCGAGCAAAUAGCGCUGAAUGUGGACGGCACUGGCUACGAGGAGAGCAACACCUAUUCAGUGAAAAUGAUGGACAAUCAGACCUUCUCAUCAAUUCAGGCCACUACCAGCACUUCCCGAUACGCCGCUGCCAUUUUCCGAAAAGGUGAACUUCACAUAACUCCGCUGACAGGAAUUCUGCAGAUGCGCCCCAGUUUUACUUAUCUGGACAAGGCAGACAACAAAACCAGGGAGCGAGAGGCCGGGAAUGAAGGUGGAGACUCGUCCCAGGAUGAAGGCGAGGAGGAAGCCAAGGCUAUUUCGGUGAGGUUCGCUCGUCCCGAGUCGGAGCAAGCGCGCCAGAGAAGAAUCCAGUCAUACGAGUUCCUCCAGAAGAAGCAGGCCGAAGAGCCCUGGAUCCACUUGCAGUACCACGGCAUUAGGGACGGGCGCUCUGAACAUGAGAGGCAGUAUUUGUUCUGUCAGAACGUGGACUCUUCUGACAACUCUGAGCUAGUUAAAACGCCCAAGGAAUACCUCACAAUGCUGAUGCCUCCACUGGCAGAAGAGAAAGUUGUGAAGCCCGUGGGCCCGAGUAAUGUGCUUUCCAUGGCCCAGCUGCGCACACUGCCACUUGGCGACCAGAUCAAGACCCUGAUGAAGAACGUCAAGGUGAUUCAGUUCGCCAGCCUCAUGGGGCUGCUGGCCUCGGGUACCGAUUCUACAGCAGUUCUCCGUUGCAUCCAGCAGGUGGCGCUUCUAGUCCAGGGUAACUGGGUUGUGAAGAGUGACGUUCUGUACCCUAAAAAUACGUGCAGUCCUCAUAGCGGUGUUCCAGCUGAUGUACUUUGUCGGGGCAGAGACUUUGUGAUGUGGCGGUUUACUCUGGAACGCUCACUGAUGAGAAAGGAGGUGACGGCCAUGAUCAAACUUCCUCCGGAGGAUGUGAAAGAUUUCCUGGAGCAGGUAGCGGUUCCGCGUGUCAAUCGUGGCUGGGAGUUCCUACUGCCCGCCGAUGUUGAAUUUGUCAGGAGACAUGCUGACGUGGCCCAGCGGCAACAGAUGCUGUGGCUCGGCAUCCAGAGCAAAUUAGAAAAAGUGUUCAAAUUCUCUAAGGAUGACUUCAUGCCGAAGAAUUCUCUACUGCCUGAACCAGUUCACGUCAGUGGCGUUCAGCGUCUGAAAAUGGCCCAGGAUCGCGCGCAGGAGAAGCAGGCUUCUCUACAAAGGGACCUCGACGGCAAGAAGGCGGCAAGCGGCGGCAUCCGCAUCAAACAGGAGCCUUUAAGCGACGGCGAGGCCGAGCCCAUGGACACGUCGGCUCCCUUGCCGUCGUCGUCGGGCCUCACCAACGGCUCGCUCAAUGGCUACCCGGUUGCCGGGCGCACCAAUGGCGGCAGCCCCGCCAACGCGCCCUCGCCGCAACUGCUGGACUUUGUGACGGCGACCUUCGGGAAGAAUCACGUGCUGACGCUCAACGAGCUCAAGAGACUCUUCAGUCUCCACUUGGCCACCAUGCCGGCCGGACACAUCCCCUUCGGACCCGUGUCGGAUCACAUGUUGCAGGACGCCGUGCUGCUUAGCCGUUGCAAACAGAUCAUGGUGCCUUUUCCCGCUCUGACCUCUGCUACUGCUGACGAACAAAAGGUGUUUGGUCUGUGGGAGACCGGAGAGGACUUUGACAAGCAUCGCCACCUGCUCUACGAGAUGUUUACCAAAAAUUACCGCCUAAGGCGGAGUGCGGUGCAAACUCGGCUAAGCGAAACGUUCGGGGAUGUCUCCAAGGCCGACCUGGACCGGCUGCUCAAGGAAUGCUGCAGCAGCCACGGUGGGCUGUGGUACCUUAAAGGAACCAUACCGUCAUGACCCACGCAGCCCGCCCCCCCGGGGGCACCCAUAGCCAAUCAGUGUCCCGAGGGUACGCGGCCGAAGUGAGAGCCGGUCGCGGCCGGUCAUGACAAUGUCCGCCGCUGGGAACGCUAAAGAGGACGUCUGUGAAGGAGACAUGCUCGAAACAGAAAUGCCUCUUUUAUUUUGUAUUUGUUUCAUUUCUAACGGACCUUUUGAAGGUUACACAGCUGCCAAUUUGCGUCCAUUUCGUUAUCAAUGUAAUGGAUGCAGUUAUCCACAAGACACACUUAGCCUCAAUUAUGAUAUCACGGGACAGCACUUUCCUUUGAUACAUAAAACUAACAACCAAAACCCUACUUAUUUCAGACUCUUGGAUCGUUGAAAUGGUGUUUAGAAUGAGAGUGGAUAAACCUUUGGCUGCUACAUUGUUUGCUUUUUAUCCAAAUGUAAAAAAAAUGAAACGGUUGUGGAUGAUCACCAAUAAAAUGAAAUAUUUUGAUGAGUCACAAUUUAUUGUUACCAUUUUUUUUAUUAUGACAGAUCCAAUAAAUAUGCAUAAUCACAUUCUAAGCAAUGAAAACAAAAAUCA